This is a messenger RNA of Xiphias gladius (swordfish), 1700 nucleotides long. It is a transcript of the gene bri3, whose product is annotated as brain protein I3. The transcript has 3 exons. Lineage: Eukaryota; Metazoa; Chordata; Actinopteri; Istiophoriformes; Xiphiidae. Bases 27 to 413 code for a protein of 128 amino acids. The record is from RefSeq and is a predicted model, not a curated record.
UUGAGGGGCGCGCUACGUCGGGGGAGAUGGUGGACAGCAAGCCUCUUCUUCAGGACAGACCUCCCGCCUACAACACCGUCCCGGGGGCCUACGAGUACGGCCCGCAGCAGCACAGCUAUGGGGCCAUCCCGGCUCCGGCCCCGCCGCCCUACCCGUACCCCGACGGCCCAGGUUACCCAUCAGCCCAAAUGGGCCCUGCUGUAUCCCAGCAGCCCUACGCUGGGAGCUACACUAUCAUCCAACCCUCCGUAGUUGUGGUGGGAGGCUGCCCUGCCUGCAGGGUUGGUGUCCUGGAGGAUGACUUCACUUGCCUGGGGAUCUUGUGUGCCAUCUUCUUCUUCCCCCUGGGUAUCCUCUUCUGCUUCGCACUGCGUCAGAGAAGGUGUCCCAACUGUGGCGCCACCUUCGGCUAGAGGGACCAAACCACAGCUCACGCACAUGCUCGUGCUCUAAUGCAUACACAUACACACACACACACACACACAGCGUUUUUGUGUCUUUUUUUUUUUGUUAUCUUAUCUUAAUAUUUCACAUUGCUGUUGCCAUUAUGUUAUGUACAACAAAUGAUCAAGAUAUUACCAUGACUGAUGAUGUGAGUUUUUAUCAGAGGCACGUUUAGCGAUCUAUUUUCACCUGCUAGUUGAGGAUGUGUUCUAGCAUAUGUUAAGCGUCCAGCUGUUGUCAGUGCCUUGCAGAAUGAGCAUCGGAGAUUCCAUCACUCAUGAUUUCUUCUGUCGAUUUAGCUCAGUUAUCCAAGGAUCUGGGCAGAUUCCUUCAUGUUUUGACAAGCCAGAAUUAACCAAGGCACAUGUAGUUUAUUUUGUCCGAGGUUCUUUGCUCUCUCUUUUUUCUUUUUUUAAUUUGCUGGCACACUGCAUUGAUAUUUUUUUUUUGGUUAACAUUGUGCUUAUUAACUUAGUAACAGCAUCCAUGUUGAUCACUCAUGUAUUAGCUUUUUCAGGAAAUGCAAACUUUAAAAGAAAAAUGUUUUGUUCUUUUUUUUUUGGCUGAGUGUGACAUGGAAUAACACAAACAACACGUUUAAAAAAAGAUGUGUAAAGAUCCCUGAACAUGAGCUGUCCCGGCUGAAAACAAUGGACUCGUGUCAGACAGAAAGCCCACGGCAUUUUGUCUGUCUUUGUUGGUAUUAUUUCUUGGGGCCAUAUUUGCACUGACCGUUUGAUUGAUGAUUAUUCUGCUGGGUUGUGCUUUCCAGGGCCAAUGCAGACCUCAGGUACAUAUAAUCUGAAACGCCCGCGACUUAAAAACCUCAAUCACUGUUUGACUUCCGACUUCUACCUACUUUAAUAGAAACUCUUGUGUCAAAGCGCAGACUCGUCCUUUAAUGUGCAGAGUUUCACGUCAAGGAAGCACUCUGAGAGCAAAAGCUGAAGAAAUCUCUCGAUGUGUAUAAUCUCUGGAUUUUUAUUUUAGUACUCUGUGACAAGUCACCCUGCCCCAUUCUUCCCAGCCAGACAAUCGAUCAAGAAUGUUACCCUGUAUCUGCAGUAUCUCCAUGUCUAUGUCUUCCAUCGCAGCAAGAUGUUAUGUAACUGUCCCUGGCAGGAGAAAGGAGAUAUAGCUGGGUGGAAGGGAUUAAAGAAAAUCUUGCUUUAGAAAACACACUACGCACGCUCUUAUGAUUGAGGUUCUUACUUUUUAUAUAUGAGUUACUGUAAUUAAAAAUGAAUGCUACUUAA